Messenger RNA from Oncorhynchus mykiss (rainbow trout), 1022 nucleotides. RefSeq lists its product as uncharacterized. Gene Ontology annotation, molecular function: ciliary neurotrophic factor receptor binding; cytokine activity. The record is from RefSeq and is a predicted model, not a curated record. NCBI's taxonomy places the organism in Eukaryota, Metazoa, Chordata, Actinopteri, Salmoniformes, Salmonidae. Gene Ontology annotation, cellular component: extracellular region. Gene Ontology annotation, biological process: immune response; ciliary neurotrophic factor-mediated signaling pathway; negative regulation of neuron apoptotic process.
CUAGUUUGUGUCUGACACUUGGCCUAUGUCACUGUAUGAGAGAUGAGUGGUCAUGUAAAGAAUAUGUAUCCUCAGCUGUCCAUAUCACAAGCAGCAAGUACAUUGCUCUCCCUGUUACUGGUGGCUGCCAUUGAUUCAAUGAAUGCUGGAAUAGCAUGUAGAAACCAACAAUGUGAGAGUCACAUACAAAGAAGUUUCAAGCUAACCAGACUCAUACAUAUGGAAUCUGUGGACCUCUUAAAAAUAUAUAAGGCCAGUCAGGGAGACCUGUCAGAGCUGUUCUGCCAGAUGCCAAACAACAUUGUUCCUGACCCAAACAUCUCUGGCCUGGACCCCUCAGAGCGGAUGCUGAGCAUCUAUUCCCACUGUAAGGCUUUCCUACCACACCUGAAGAGAGUCACUGAGCAACAGAGGGACUUACAGCCACCCUCCAGCCCCCUGCUAAACAACCUCACCACUGCCCAGUACCGCACUAGUGGUCUGGCCAACCAAAUAAACUGCAUUUACCAAACCCUCUUUCCAAACCUGCCCAUCCCACUUGAACCUGUAGACGGACCGACAUCAAUACACCCCUCCCAAAACGUGUUCCAACAGAAGGUCUAUGGUUGUGUGGUUCUGAAGAAUUUCAAGGAGCUGCUGUCACAGAUCAGACAUGAACUAAGGACCAUAAAGAACCAAAUGUGCAAAAGUAGGACAUUUGCAUACACAAAUGCACUGUUCUGAGGCCACCUUUCUAUUCUAUUUUAUUUAUUAUUUAUUUGUACACGUGUUCAGAAGUUACGGAAGCUUAUUGCUGCCACUGAAAAAAAAACUGUCCGCACAAAUGUUCGACUUUGAAUAACUUAAAUAUAUUUUGUUUGUGUUGAGAAUGAAUUAACUUAACUUGUGUGUUAAAAUUGCCCUGCAGUAUUCUUGUAGACUACUGUGAGAUUUUAAAAUGAACGUCUUUUGUCAAAUCUGAGUCACUUUGAUAGUUUUGUCCAUUUUAAGUUUUGUGAGCAAAUUAAAAAUAAGUAUUCUCG